AUGAACGAUACGAAUAAUGAAACUAGUGUCAUGAAAGAAACGCCAAAAGCGUUAGCAAAAAACGAAAGUUUGCAAAAAAGUGCUACGAAAUCGGUGGAGGAACACUGGAUGGAGAUACGAAAUAAAUUAAUUUUUGAGCCAAAAAAGGCAGUUGUGCAAAUGAUCCCACCUAUAUCAACUAUCAACGUUACUAGCAAUAUCAUGGUAAAUCCGGAUGGACUACUAGAAAGUGAGGGAACAUCAACUACUUCUACGCUGUCGCCUGAAAAGCUGACUGAUGCAGAAACGACUUUAUCCCUUAACACCACGCACAAUCCUUCACCAAAAAUAGAUGUGACAACGAUGGGAGUCACAGAAGUGUCGACAAGCACGGCUCCAACAGCAACAGCCACAACUAGCGAAAAGUUUAAUUUUACCCACAUGUCAGAAACAAAUAGCACUAAGGAGAAUGCGACUUCAGAAACAACCACAUCUAUAGUACCACUAAGCAGUGAGACUUCAAAAGCGGUUGAUGUGCAUGACAACACUGUAGAAACGACGAACAGCAGCAGUUCAAUAGCUAAUGUAGAAAACUGCUUUGAAGUAAUCGAUGGUUUUUCCAUGACUGGUACUGCUGGGGGAUUGGAAAAUAACUUAAGUGUUGAACAAUGUAUGUGCCUUUGUGCAAACAGCAGAACAAUUGGUUCAUUCGGUUUUCAAUGCGAAUCAGUGACGUAUUAUCACAAGGAGCGUGAUUGUGUGCUAAAUUUGGAGAAUAGAAAACAACGGCCAGAACUGUUUGAGAAAAAUAUGAAAAAGGAAUACCAAAUGAGUUAUAUUGGCUUGACUUGUUCUCCAGAGAAAGCAAUACAGCAAUUUUCAAAUCUAAAGGAUAACUGUGGUUUACCGGAACAGAUUGUUACCACCACUGAAGCACCUCCUAUAAAAGCAGCAAAACCAAAACUUAGAGAUUUUUCGGAUGAAUGUUACAUUGAACUGCCAGAUUUUGUUCUCGAAGGCACUGCGUUAGCUGUUGAGGCUAACGUUUCGGUAAACCAAUGUAAAUGCUAUUGUGCAGAUUCCCAAAAUCGUUACGGUGAAAUAUGCCGUAGUGUUGAAUACUACUUCGACUCUCAGACCUGUUUGUUGAAUAUUGAGAAUAGGUCAGUAAGCCACUUUUGGAUUUUUGCUAACUUUGUUAAUUCCGAAUUGAUUUACCCACCAAGGGCUCAUUAUAAAGAAGGAUUGGAGAAUUAUGAUCAUGCUGCUCUUACCAAUUAUAGAAUGUCAAGACUAUUCAAAAAUAAAAUUAAAAAUAUGAAAUGUAAAAAUGACAUAAUUAUAUUUACAUCCAAAAAUACGACCACAACGACGACUGGAACGACAACAACAACCACCCCAGAACCAACAACAACGUACAGUCCAGUUGGUCGAUGCACAUAUUCUGUUCUCUAUCAAACCUUUUUCAAGGGCUCAAAAAUGAUAAAACGAUUUUUGGUGAACAGGUACAACUUGUUGUCUACAUACCUUAGACAAGAUGCAUUAAUAGACUAUCGAACAUCAAAUAUUCUUGGAUACGAUAGUACGUCAGCAUAUUUCUAUGGUCUUUCCUGUGAUCCCUCAUAA
Messenger RNA from Enterobius vermicularis (human pinworm), 1605 nucleotides. Lineage: Eukaryota; Metazoa; Nematoda; Chromadorea; Rhabditida; Oxyuridae. The record is from the annotation of a GenBank genome assembly.